AUGUCGCAACAGACGCACCAGUGUCAGUUCGAUGAGACGUGCUCGACAGGGUCGAGUCACUACCGAAAGGUCAUCUCCCAUAUCUUUGGGAGAAACAAGAAGUGUACCGUCAAUAUCCCAGACUCGGUCUGGAUAUACCACUGCCGCAAGCACUACCAGCGCGCCCGGUACCGCAAUGACGAAUGGCCUUUCACGCAGUGCCGCCUUGCCAUCGACACGAUCAGCAACAUGCGUGCCUGGGGAGGGGUCGAGAGCUUCGACCUGACCUUACGCCGCCGCGAAGAGCAGCGAGGUCCCGGAGAACCUCAAGGAGACGAGCCGGACCGCCAGCAGGACAGCAACUCCUCGUCGACUCCAACGGCGGCCUCUGCUGGUCCUCAGGAAGGGUUGCAGGCGGCUUCGGCUACCUCCCCUUCCCCCAGCAGACCCGCCGCCCCUGGCUUCGCGGCAAUCAACCACCACCAGCCCUCGAACUUAGGGGGUCUAGCGAAGCCAGGCAACGACAACGACGACGACGAGGAGACAGGCAGCGAAGUCAAAGCCGACAACGCACCUGCAACUGCUGGCGAUGGUCCGGAGGCAUCCACCUCGACAACAACCACUGCCACCGCCGCUGCCACCGCCGCUUCUGCACCUACAAAGAAGCGGUCGCCGAAGAGCAUCCCACGCCCGGUCCCAGACUGGCUGUACGGGUGCGUAGGAACAAAAAAGUCGUUCGACGAGAUCCUAACGGUCCUAGAAGAUCUACGCAAGUAUUUCUUCGGACUGACUUCCAAGGGCAAUCCGGCAUUCUUCCCCGAUAUCGAGAUACUACCGAACCUGCGCCGCCAAUCACCCACCAAGCCACAGCAGCAGGCUGCAAAGAAAGGUGCAGGGUCUCGGGUCUCGAGUCGGGGAGCAGUCACAAAGGUGGAGAGAAAGUGA
Messenger RNA from Arthroderma uncinatum, 924 nucleotides. RefSeq lists its product as uncharacterized. Bases 1 to 924 code for a protein of 307 amino acids. The record is from RefSeq and is a predicted model, not a curated record. Lineage: Eukaryota; Fungi; Ascomycota; Eurotiomycetes; Onygenales; Arthrodermataceae. The transcript has a single exon.